UAUUUAACUUGAUGAUUAAUAAUAAGAAAUAAUACUAAUUGACACAAGCAAGCGACGUCUUAACAUUUAAAACAGUUCAUAUAACUAAAUUGCGCGAAUACUUUAUAUAUUCCAUAUGUAUACUUAUGUACAUACUCAACGUUCGAUUUGUUUCUGUGAGUUGUCUUUGCAUUUGAUACCGAAGAGCAGUGUAUUUCGUAAAAUGUAGGUGUGCAUUAUGGAUAUGAAGGUAAUUUAAUAGCUAAAUAAUCUCUAAGUUGUAUAAAUAAUUUAAGACUAAAUUAAUUUAUUUAUUAAUUAUAGUAAGCCACUGACGUACUGUAUACAAUAUAGUACACAUAUUCCACUCACGCAUCGUUCUAUGCACGAAUGUAUGUAUGUAUGUAUGUUUGUAUGCAUGUAUGUAUGUGUGUACUUUAACUUUAACACUUAAUGUGCGAUUAGAGCUUAGACAUAUUCACUUAUCGAUUUCAUAAUUUUGAUCAAUUGCGUUGCAUUCGUAUGUGAACGAUUACACUCCGCAAUAGAGUAAAUUGUGAAAACUAACCUAAAUUAAAUUAAAAUUUAUUUCAACAUUAAGAGCAUAUCAAAUACACUGACACAAAUGAAUCAUUUAUAAACGCUGAAACGCUUUGGGCUGUUGUUGCUAUACCAAAAAGAAAACAAAAACAAAAUAUUACUUAAAAAUGAGUGAAACCGCCAAGCCAAAAUUUAUUUUUGAUUUUCAAAAGUUGAUCAAAACUUUCACUGAGAUCUGUCCGGACUUCUGUGCCGAGCCGAGCUAUGCGAAUGCCACAGUGAGUCGCCGGUUCGCCGAGCAGGUGAUCUUCGAGUACAGCAAGGAGGCCAAAGAGGCCAAGGCGAAGAACCUCGAUGAGAUUCAGAGAAUGUCGCUGCAGACAAAGAACGCCCAGGAUUACUUAAUAAAGAACAGGGUGACCAUAGUGCUGCACACCCGAAAUCCGGCACCGCCGAAGCAACCCAGCCUGGUAGACGGCAAUCUAGAGCUGACCUUCAAGCAGGCCAGUCUGCUGGCUGUGGCCAAGUACUGCCAGCUGGUGCCGCAUCUGGUGCAGCGCGAUGAGAUUGUGCUCACUCCGCUGGCCGGGGCGGUGUUCGCCAAGGAGGAUAUGCCGCAGCUGGCCAGAGUGCUGAACGAGCCGCUGGCCGAGCUGGUGAUGGCCAUCAUCAGCAGCUGCCAGACGGAUGGCUACUAUCUGGAGCACAGCCGCUGCGAGAUCGCACUUGCAGCCCUCAUCAAGACGGUGAGCGAUCUGAAGAUGCGAGCUUCGCUCGUCAAGAAGACCAUCAAGAUGUACAAGCUCUAUGGGAAGGAGUUCGACAUGCGCAGGUUCCAAAUAUGCACCAGGUUCCUCAAGUCCGAUAGCAGUUCGAAUCGCUCGAGCAAUGAUAUCGAGCAGAUUUUUUCCAGUGUCAUGGCAAUCGAUCUGAAAGCCGACUCAAAGCCUGUGCGUCCCAUCCCGAAGACCAAGAUGACGUGCGCCGCGAACUUCAGCGGUAAAACUCUGCAAAGCAACAAAAAAUGAAACUUUAUCUACUUUUCUUAACGUGGUACUUAUUGCGCGGACA
Drosophila arizonae is the source of this 1590-nucleotide messenger RNA. RefSeq lists its product as uncharacterized. Lineage: Eukaryota; Metazoa; Arthropoda; Insecta; Diptera; Drosophilidae. The record is from RefSeq and is a predicted model, not a curated record.